This is a messenger RNA of Drosophila virilis, 1011 nucleotides long. RefSeq lists its product as uncharacterized. The record is from RefSeq and is a predicted model, not a curated record. NCBI's taxonomy places the organism in Eukaryota, Metazoa, Arthropoda, Insecta, Diptera, Drosophilidae.
CCGCUCUCUUUGCUGGCGUUCUCUCUGGCAUUCUUUCUAUUUGGCCACCAGUUUCCUUUGAACUCUCGUUCUAGGCGAGUGGUCUCGGCUUUGCUCAGCAGCUGUCGAAACGGACACACCCAUAUGAAAAAGGUAAUGGAAUUGGGGCUUGGCAUUGGCCUCAUACAUAUAGUUUUAACACUUGUCGCUAUGGGAAGUGCAUGGAAAAACGGCACGCUUUCGAUUGUAGCGUAUUCGCUCUAUUUAUUUCUCAAUGUGUUUCUCUGUGCGCGCCUGACGAAGGGUGAUCUUUAUGUCAUCUUAUUGUGGUUCACUUUUACGAGUAUUUUGUUGUUCUACAGGAUAUUUUGCAUUGACAAAUACCAAUAUUGGCCAUUCUAUAUACUUACCAACUAUUUUAUGGGCGCAUCUCUCAUUAUGAUGGCAGUAGUUUACUUUGUACUUGGAAGUAAGAAAUUUAAUGAAAACGCCAAGCCAGUUCUGCAAACGGUUAUCUCCGACCCGACAACAAAUCGAACAGAAACGAGCACCAAGCCGGCUACAUCACUUACACCUACGGUCAGCAGACCACCUGGCUGGAGAGAAAAUCUAUACUAUGCUGAACCGAUGGAAAACCGAGCAAGGCACGAAUACCCGCGCUUGGGUUGGCUACCUGAUCUCUACCCAGACUCGAAUGGGUCAUUUGAUAGGUUUAUGCCCAGCGCACCUGAGCUAAGCACCGCUGAUUCAGGUGAUAAUCAGUGCAAUCCUUUCGAUUUCAACUGUGGCGAUAACAAUGAUACGGAAACCAGCUGCGAUAAGCAUAAAUGCUGCGAUAAGGAUUAUAGUUGCGAUAAUGCUGCCGAUUUAGGUGGCGGCUGUGACGAUGGCGGCGGCGCAGAUUGUGGAUGCGGGGACAACGAUGGUGGAGGGGGCAACGAUGAUUAAAGUAAAAUGUGGAACUCGACUUAUACUCUAAUGUUACCUCAAAUUACGAAGUGUUGACUUAAUAUAAAUAAUCAAGCAUUUCAA